CUUACCAACGAGAGCGAAACACAAGUCCCGGUAAUUCUGCGAGACUCCUCCCCACCGAGGAGGGAGGAGGAGGAAAAAGGAUGCGAUCGCCUUUGCUCCCUGUUGGGAGUGGAUCACUCUCACCCUUCCUGGGGGUCUGUGCCACUUCCCAGAGAAGUCUGUUCCUCAUAAAAGCAGCAUUGCUGAUGCCAGGGGGUCUCUGGGACAUAGGAGCAUGUCUGUGGUUCUUCCCACCCUGCUGUAUCUUGGGGAUGUUUGCCAACAUCUUAUCUCAUGUGAGGAACGUGGGGAAAAUACUCUUCUCCUAUGAGGGUGUGAUGGAACCUUCUGCACAGCUGGGUGUCAGCCUGCAGCGCCUCCUGGAGCAGCUCGGCCAGCAUGAGCCGAGCCAGUUCAAGUCUCUCCUGAGGCCCCUUUCCCCGCAAGGUGAGUUACAGCACAUGCCUGCGACAGGCGUAAAGGAGGCUGAUGGGAAGCAACUGGCAGAAAUCCUCAGCAACCGCUGCCCCAGCCACUGGGUAGAGAUGGUGACCAUCCAGGUCUUCGACAAGAUGAACCGAACAGAUCUGUCUGAGAGAGCAAAGGAUGAGCUCGGGGGGCCUACACAAGUACGGGGAGAAGAUGUCACAAACCCAGAAGAAGCGAAGGAAGUUUUGAAAGGAGAAAAGCCAGGGAAACAGGAUAAAUAUGGAAGUAUUUUGCAAGAGAAGGUCCAGCAGAUCUGGAAGGAGAACUUUUGGCCUGCAGCCAGUGAAAACAUUCACACUGUCACCCAGAAAUACAAGACGCUGAUCCCAUCCUGUAAUCCUAAAAUGCUUGCAGGGCCAUUUCGGCACGUGGUGGUGCUGCACGGUCUCGUGGGCGUCGGGAAGACCACGCUGGCCAAGAAGUGCCUGCGGGACUGGACGCAGGACAACCUCGCGCGGCCCCGCCCCACCGCCUUCUCUCGGCUGCAGGACGCUCAGCCGCAGGGGAACGCGCUCCCUCGCGGAGCUGCUGGCCCACAGCGCCCUGGCCUCGCAGCACGCCCUUCCGCAGGUCCUCGCCCAGGCCCAGGAACUCCUGUUGGUCUUCGACUCUUUCAAGGAGCUGCGCGUGCCCUCGGGGCUGGGGGCGCUGGUGCGCGACCUGCGUGGCGACAGGAGGACGCAGAGACCAGCGCCUGUCCUCCUGGGGAGCUUGCUGAAGGGAAGUCUCCACCCCAUGGCUAGUGGUCACCACGCGACCCGAGGUCCUGAGCAAGCUGCAGCUGCUGCUGGAGCAGCCGCUCUUGGUGGAGAUGGAGGGGCUCUCAGAACGCGACAGGAGCGCGUAUUUCCGGCGACACUUUGCAGGGGAGGCGCAGGCGCGGCACGCUUUCCACCUGAUGCAGAGCAACGCGGCGCUGUUCCGCUUGGGCGCGGGCGCCCGCGGUGUGCUGGACGGUGUGCCCCUGUCUGCGGCUGCAGAUGCACCGGGGCGGGGACUCCCGCCCCACCUGCCAGACCGCCAGGGCGCUGCGGCUGCGCUUCCU
Ailuropoda melanoleuca (giant panda) is the source of this 1513-nucleotide messenger RNA. Its product is annotated as NACHT, LRR and PYD domains-containing protein 2. The transcript is spliced from 6 exons. The record is from RefSeq and is a predicted model, not a curated record. NCBI's taxonomy places the organism in Eukaryota, Metazoa, Chordata, Mammalia, Carnivora, Ursidae. Gene Ontology annotation, biological process: regulation of inflammatory response. Gene Ontology annotation, cellular component: cytoplasm. Bases 81 to 1211 code for a protein of 376 amino acids.